This is a messenger RNA of Ichthyophthirius multifiliis, 500 nucleotides long. RefSeq lists its product as hypothetical. The transcript has a single exon. Lineage: Eukaryota; Ciliophora; Oligohymenophorea; Hymenostomatida. The record is from RefSeq and is a predicted model, not a curated record.
AAAAGUAAAAAAGAGAUAAUGAAAACUUAAUUAAACUCCAUGAAUAUAAAAAAAUAUAUAAAAAACAAAUCUGUAUAGAAGAAAUCUAAAAACACAGUAUAUAUUAUUUAAAUUUAAACUAAAAAAUGACCAAUAUAGAAAUCGUUAUUUUAUGCAAAAAGCACAUUCCUUACCCAAAACAUGAGGACUUAUUAAUUUUAAUGAAUUUUUUAAAUACGAAAAUAAAACCAAAUAUAAAAAAUAAGAAAAUAAAGACUUUACUUUCUUUACUUAGUAGUGGAUGUUAUUUACAUGAUUUUUUCCAAUAAUAAAUUUUAAAAGUAAAUUCUUAAAUAAAUAUAGCGGAAGAAUAAAAUGAAAAAAGUGAAUAUAUAAUAUCUUUAUUAGAAAAAAAAAGGAAAUUCUUUAAUAAAUAAAUUACGUAGAAGAGUUUGUUUGGUAUAUUUUUGAUUAAAUUAACAUUAAAAUUAAUUACAAAACGUUCAUUUUGUGUACUUUGA